UGAUGUCGUAUUACCAACAUGAUAUCUGCAAAUUAUAUUGUCUUCCACAGUCUGGUGAAAGAAUACAUAUACCGGAAGUGAAAACGUUACUUCCUGGAUAAACACUGAAAUACAGAAAUGAAGUUUUUUUGUUUUAUUUGUGGUUUUCUAUUACUGACAUUAGUUGAUUCCGCUACUAACGUUUCAACAACACCAGCACACACAGUAGAGGCACCAACAACCCUUCAUCCUGUCACAACUUUAACACCAGAACAAGAAUGUGCUGCCAGAAACAGUAGCUGUGAAGAAUGCUUGAAGCUUGCCAAGUGUCUGUACUGUAAAUCUAGUGGGCAAUGUACUCCAUACCCUGUUGGAAAGGUGCUGCCACCUAGCAGUGUGUGCCAACUAGAUCAUGCUAGAUGGGGAGUCUGUUGGUUAAACUUUGAGGCCCUGAUCAUAUCUAUGGGAGUAAUAGGAGGACUGAUUAUAGUGGUGGUCACAGUGUGUAUCUGUUGCUGUUGUUGCUGUAAAGACAACAAGAAAAAGUAUGCUAAAGAAGAUGAAAAAUGGGAGAGAAAGAAGGCUGACAGGAAAGAAAAAGCUAAUGAGAAGAAAGCUGAGAGAAGAGCUAAAACAGAUGAGAUAAGGAGGAAAUAUGGUCUUGUGAAAGAAGACAAUCCAUAUGAAAGGUUUGAAAAUGCCUAAAGAAUACCACCAAAGGUCGAGACUGUGUCCUGGGGAGUUCAAUCUUAUUACUGUAAGAUGACUGUGAUUAUUGAAAGAUGUUUUGAAAAUGAAAAAGAAAUUUAUGUAGAUCACCUAUCUGUUUGAAAUGAAAAUGAAACAUUUGGGACAAAGAGUGUUGAAAGUAAUAUCGCGUUUAAUGUUAAAUGAAGAAUGUAAAAUGUUUGUAUGAAUUAUGUUUUUUUUUCAUUUCCAGUGUAAAUAUUUUCUUUUGUAUAUGAAGCUUAAACUUAAACCAAGACAAGCAGUAAUAGUUAGGCCUAUUAACCACACAUAUGAAAACAAUUUGUUAAUGAUACAUCUGCUUAAAGUUGGAACAGUAGUCCUUGUAGCUCUGCUAUGUAUGUAUUUUGUCAUUUGAUUGAUUAAGUAACAAAAAACUAACUUACAUUCAAGCUUUAAUGACUAAGAUAGAAUAUGUUUUAAAAAAAAAAGUCCAAUAUUCAGACUUAUGCAUAAAUACAAAUAACAUGAAUAUUUAAACAUUAUAAAACCUUUGAACAUUCCUACUAAAAUUUUGGAUAGUUCACUUAAAUGUUAAUUUACAAAGGUUGUGAACUGCAAUGUUGAUUUGUUUUUCACUGUUACUUUAUAUGAGUAAAUAUUUGUGUCUAGGAAAGAUAAAACAAUUUCUUGGUGGAUAGUAUAGAAACAAAAUUAUAUAAUUGAACUUUCUCCUUUUAAGAAAGAUGAACUAUAUUGUAGUAAAAUAUGUGAAUGAGCCCACCGUCCUCUGACCUUGCCAAUUUAAGAAGGUUUAUCACAUAGUGAAUAUUUUAUAUUAGUUUUUACACCAGGUUCAAAGGUCUUCCAAAAAUCAUAAAGUUUAUUUUUCUAAACAUUUGAUAUGCAUGUACUUUAAAGAAAGGAAAGAAAAGAACAAAAGUUAUAUUCUUAAGAUUUGAUUAAUAAUUUUGGACAAAAACUUGUAUUAAUUAAGUGUAAUGUAAGCUUGUAUAAUAGAAAUGUAAUGUAUGAUGUAAUAUUUUUAUUAGUUUUAAAACACCGGUUAUAUUGUAUUGUUUCUGUAAUACAUUCAAUGGGCAAUGUUAUUGUCCACUUUAGUCAGAUUUUUAUAAUUAUUUAUUUGAUUUUCUUUGCAUUUAACCAGUUUUGACAGAUUUUUUAUAAAUUACAAAUUAAUUUAACAUAUGAUUUCCCAUGAUUCUUUUGGAAUAUUGUACUCCCAGAGUUUUUCACUAAAUGGUUAUAGAUUCUACUACUUGACCUUAUUUAUGAUAUUAGUCCAUUCUCAAUGGUUUACUAUUCUACAUGCUUGUUAGGCCACACAAUUCAUAUUAUGAGGUUAACUACAAGUAUUUUCAAUGGAUGAAAAACAUCAGUAGAAUUAUCCUGGACAUGGUGGUAAAAUCCAUCCAUAUUGGCACAAGUUUUAAUUUAAUAUAUUAUUCAGUUUUGGUUUAUAUCAUCUAGAAAUGUAAUUCUAAGGUAACAAAAAAAAAAGUCCCAUUGAGACACAUGUAAACAAGUUAACAGGAUCAGCUAAUGAAACUUGUGUAAAAUCACCAUCAAAAUAGACCUUAACAGAUUUUAUACUAGCUGUCUUUUUUAAUAUUACAAUGUAUAAGGAACACAAUUUUCAGCUUAUAGGAUUUUUUGUUUUGUUAUGAAAGUGUUUUUGUGAUAAUGCUGUGCAAUCAUUGUAAAUAGUGU
This is a messenger RNA of Mytilus trossulus (common blue mussel), 2397 nucleotides long. RefSeq names its product pituitary tumor-transforming gene 1 protein-interacting protein-like. The coding region runs from base 118 to 684 and encodes 188 amino acids. The transcript has 7 exons. Gene Ontology annotation, cellular component: nucleus; cytoplasm. NCBI's taxonomy places the organism in Eukaryota, Metazoa, Mollusca, Bivalvia, Mytilida, Mytilidae. The record is from RefSeq and is a predicted model, not a curated record. Gene Ontology annotation, biological process: protein import into nucleus.